UGUGCCUUGUCUUCUUGUCUGCUGAAUUUCUCAUCUUCUUGUCUGCUGAAUUUCUCAGGAACAGUAAAUUCACAGACACAAAUGGAAGAAACAAUGCAAAGUGUCUAUCAAAUUAAUUACUGAGUGAGUUGAAAAUAAUAAUAAGAAGAAGCUCAAUGGGUUUUGGUGGUUCCUCCUUUUGCUUCUCAUCAUCAUCUUCUUCUUCAAGCUUUUCUUUGCAACACACAGUUCUACCUUUAAAGAGAAGAAAUUGCUUCUUACAAACCUGCUUUUCUGUAUCUUAUCACAAAUUUGUUGAUUUUGCUUUGGAAGAAACCAAUCUCCAUACUUCCUUGCUCCCUUCUCCUUUACAGGAGAAAUAUAAUUCCCUGAAUUCUACGGAUGGUAAAGGAACGCUUAGUAUGCUAUCAUUUGAAGCUGCCAAGAUUAGGCUUCUGCGAAGUUUGAUCAUCGAGACAGAAAAAAUGCAGGUUUUGGACUUUGCUGUCUUUCCAAAAGCUGAGUAUGAUGUCCCCAUAUUUUGUGCCAACAUUUUCACGUCCGCGAAAACAAAUAUCGUUGUGUUGGACCUUAACCCCUUGCAUGAUAUCAUCAAUCAGGAUGAUUACAAGGAAAAGUACUUCAAAAGUUUAAUUCCUCUUGGCCUAAAAUAUGCUGAGCAUUUUCCAUGGGGAGGGAAGCUCACUAGUGAGUCUAUUAAAUUUUUUUCGCCGAUUGUCAUUUGGACAAGGUUUACUUCAAGCCCACAAAAGUAUGAUAUUCUAUAUUCAGCUUUCAGAGAUUAUUACAAGGUAUGGUUGGAGUUGAUAGACGCUGCAGUAGAAGAGACAGAUGAAUAUCAAAUUUCCCGCAAUCUUGAAGCACAACAUAGAUAUCUGGCAUGGAGAACCGAAAAGGAUCCGGGACAAGCUGUUUUGAAGAAGCUGAUCGGGGACACACUUGCAAAGGAUUUAUUAAGAAGCUUUCUCUUCAACGGAGUCGAUGAACUAGGAAGUAAAACAUUCGAUGACUAUUUUCCACACUACCAUGGCGAGGAAGGAAGUUUAAAUAAGAAAGGCGGUGUUGUUGGAAAGUCUUUUGAAAAUCGUCCGUGGGAUGCACGAGGAAAUUUCCUUGGUCAAUGAGUACUGGAGCUUUGCACUCGAACUGGAUAAAUUUCUGAUUUGCUCUGCAAGCAAAUGUUGGGUUUUUGGGGCAAAUUGUAUCCAAGAUGAAUGCUUGGUUGAAUCAAUAACCAACAUGGUUGAAUCAAAUAAUUUGUCACCUACAUUGGGAUUAUGGAUUUCGAAUGUUAAUUUUUCUAGGUUCUGUUGAUCAUUUUGUAAUUGAAUAUUUAUUGAAAUGUUUUUGACUAUCGUGUCUGAUUCGAGCCUAUGCAAUAUAGUUCGAACCACGAUAUAAUUUGGAUAGGAAUUUGGUUAAUGUCAUUCAUUAUAAGUAUCAUUCAUUUUGAACAUUUUUAUUAGGUCAUCGGCCAUGCGAUAGCAUGUAUAUGAUAAGCAUCUCAUAAUUUUUUUUAAUGAAAAGCUGUAAGAUAGAUUAAAUUUCAAUUUUUUUACUCUAUAAAUUUGUUGUGUAUGGUGAUGAUAAUGUCGAAUUAUAUCAUGGAUAUAGAAGAAUAUGCUAACUCAUACUUCAUCAACGACUUAAACCAUGUUUCGAGUGAUCUUCAUUGCCAUGUCGAGGUAAUGGCUUCUGCUUAAUUUUGUUUCAUGUUUGAUCAAGAAAAGUCCAAUAUGUAGUAUCAUAUGAGUUUGUGGUUUGUAAACAAAGAUAGUUGACUGGAGACAACCUUAUUUCAAUUAGCUUUCUCCUUUUUACCUCUCUCAAGUCUUAACCUCUUUACUAUCAUUUACAGCCAGAGUGACAAAUAAUAAAUACGUCGUC
This is a messenger RNA of Vicia villosa (hairy vetch), 1887 nucleotides long. Its product is annotated as phytochromobilin:ferredoxin oxidoreductase, chloroplastic. The record is from RefSeq and is a predicted model, not a curated record. NCBI's taxonomy places the organism in Eukaryota, Viridiplantae, Streptophyta, Magnoliopsida, Fabales, Fabaceae. Bases 156 to 1124 code for a protein of 322 amino acids. Gene Ontology annotation, molecular function: cobalt ion binding; phytochromobilin:ferredoxin oxidoreductase activity. The transcript is spliced from 9 exons. Gene Ontology annotation, biological process: phytochromobilin biosynthetic process.